This is a messenger RNA of Triticum aestivum (bread wheat), 1694 nucleotides long. RefSeq names its product wiskott-Aldrich syndrome protein family member 2. The transcript is spliced from 3 exons. Lineage: Eukaryota; Viridiplantae; Streptophyta; Magnoliopsida; Poales; Poaceae. The coding region runs from base 211 to 1332 and encodes 373 amino acids. The record is from RefSeq and is a predicted model, not a curated record.
CCCAGUGGUCGGCCGCUGUCUCUGCAUUCCUGAAGUCCAGGGGAGGGCACUUGCAUCACUAAGCCUAGGACAAAGAAGCCAGAGGAUGCAGAGGACUGGUCGUGGGAAGAAAGGUUAUUCUACGGUUGCAACAUAUUCCCUGGUGUCCUCGACCAGGGUACUGCUGGUCUCGGUCUUUGUUCUUUCACUUCAAUAACCUCAGCAGGACAGAUGGAACUGAAUGCAGCAGUGGCCAAGAAGACUGGGCAGAACUGCAUGAUAAAGCUUGAUUGGGAAUCAUUGGUAACAAGAUUUCUUCAGCUGAAUGGCCUGAAAGCAGAGGAUGGCAAACUGGAGAGGCAGAAGUUAGAGGAGAUAAUCUUCAAUGAUGAGGUGGGUUACAACACGCCAGAAGGGGCUGCCUGGUGCUUCAAGCAUAUGGGCAUUAAGGCAGAUAUCCACAAGGAUGGGGACAACAUUGGCACCCUCAACGUGAGCCUUCAUGAUUACAGACGUUAUGAGCAGAUGGACGCUCAGGAGGUAAGGGAACACAUAGAAAAUGGCAGGGCGAUCAAGGUACGGAUACUUGCCGGAACAGAGUUCGACUCUCUUGAGGACGACGAGAUCUAUUGCUGGCUCCCAGAGAUCGAUGAGGACACUGGGAAAUUGGUGGAGGACCCAGACCCCCACGCAAUUGUAUUGCUUGGCAAUGGUAAUGCUGGGCCCUCAUUGCGCAAUGAACAGUACCACCCGUUCCUUAAUUCACAUGGAAAAAAAUAUGCAAAGGGUGGAGUUGGGUGCAUAUUUUUCAAGGGUCUGUUCGGCCCAUACUACUUGCUGGAAAUGAAGGCAGAGCCGAAGCUCUCGUAUGGUGGGAUGUCUCAGCUUCCUGCUCCUCCUUUUCGCACGUAUGUCCCGACUCCUCCGCCCCCUGGUUCCCCCGCAUCACCGCCAUGCCCGUCUGCCUUCACGACUUUGCCUGCCCAUGGCCGCUUCCCUGCACCAUCACGCCCGGGUGCCCCCUCAACUCAGCAUACUCCACGUUACUUGCCGCCUUGGCAUCCCAGUCGUAGCUCCUGUUUACCUGGUCCAGUCAGCGGCCACAGUCUCACUCCACCAAGAGGAAGAUACAGCAUGGAUGUCCCGACACCUCCGCCUCAUGAUCGCUCCGCAUCACAGUCACACCUGGCUGCCUUCACGCCUCCGCCUCCCCAUGGCCGCUUCCCUGCACCAAGACGCCCGGAUGCCCCCUCAACACAGCGGGCUACUGCACCUCACUCGCCACCUCCAGCCCGCGGUGAAUGGCCCACUGCACCAAGAGGAAGAGACACCAUUGAUAAGAAAAGAUGGUAGGAUGAAUGAGGAGGCUCUCAGUUCGUGGUGUGAGGACAUGAAAUGCACAGAUGGUGUGAGGAGGUGAAAGACACUUCAGUUGGCAGGACAAAGUCGUCGUCUUCUGCUUAGCGGUGCCGUGAUUAUUUUGUCUAGACAGGACAUUAUUUCCCACUGACCCUGCACGAACGUGUUUUCAUGGAAAAGGCUUAAUUUGUCCAAGGAUUUUGAUGAGUUCAUGUAGUUCGUUCGUUCGGUUCCAGGUUUUGUGGCAUGCUAACUUGCAUUGACCCUACCCUAUUACUAGCAAUAUCCGCGCGAGGCGUGGGCUUGUGUAGCAUCUUUAUUGUUUACACUCAAACUCAAUUUAAGGCUGGAGAAUU